Messenger RNA from Aspergillus tanneri, 1329 nucleotides. RefSeq names its product arginyltransferase (gene ATE1). The transcript is spliced from 11 exons. Bases 1 to 1329 code for a protein of 442 amino acids. Gene Ontology annotation, cellular component: cytoplasm. The record is from RefSeq and is a predicted model, not a curated record. Gene Ontology annotation, molecular function: arginyl-tRNA--protein transferase activity. Lineage: Eukaryota; Fungi; Ascomycota; Eurotiomycetes; Eurotiales; Aspergillaceae. Gene Ontology annotation, biological process: protein arginylation.
AUGGGGACCAUCAUCGACGCCGAACAGGCAAGGAAGCUGUCGCUCUUCCGACCCCUAGGAUACCAGCGUAACUCGUGUGGUUACUGUCACUCGGAGAACGGCAGUGCAUCCUACUAUGCUAGUUCGGUCUCGGUUCGUCCAGCCCAUUAUGAAGAACUGGUCAACCGUGGUUGGAGACGGUCUGGUCCGCUUUACUACAAGCAGAAUCCGCAGAGAUCAUGUUGUCCACACUACUCAAUAAGGCUUGAAGCCUCGGAUUUUAAGCCCAGGAAGGACCAGCGGAAGGCAAUCAACCGCUGGAACAAGUUCGUCCUGGGUCCCGAAUACAUUCGCAGGGCCGCUUACCUAUGCCCCAAAACACGGGAAGAGAAAAAGCGUCGGAAAUGCAACUUCGAUCUUUUCGACGCGGUGCAUGAGGCUGAAUACAGCAACGUGAAACGCCCAAUUGAUCCCAAGACCAAGAAACUCCUGGAGCCCGCGCAUCGGUUCGAAGUCAACAUAGAGGGCGAUUCCAUAUCGCAGGCCAAGUUCGAGCUCUUCCUCAAAUACCAGACGACAAUCCAUAAGGAGGAUGUCUCUAAAUGGCAGACCAAAGAUUUCAAACGCUUCCUUUGCUCGGGAAUGAAACGAUCCCCACCUAAUGCGCAGUCCCAAGAAAAAAAGCUUGGGUCAUGGCAUCAAUGCUACCGAUUGGAUGGAAAGCUUAUAGCUGUAGCCGUUCUGGACCUGAUGCCGAACGGUUUGAGCUCAGUUUACAUUUUCUACGAUCCGGAUUAUGAACAGUGGGAGUUCGGAAAGCUCAGUGCCCUGAGGGAAAUUGCCCUAACCAGCGAAGGUGGUUACCAGUAUUACUACAUGGGUUACUACAUCCACACAUGCCAAAAGAUGCGCUACAAGGGUUCUUUCCGGCCACAGUAUCUCCUUGACCCAGAAAGUCAUGCCUGGGAUCCCCUAGACAGCGAGCUCUCGAAAAAGCUGGACGAGCGCCCUUACGUAUCUCUUUCUCGUGAUCGAAAGCUGGCGCACCUGGAUGCGCCAGAGUCCGCCGGGAAUAAUCCCGUUGACGCCGAUGCGGAGAUCAAUGACGAAGAGGUGUCGCUAUUUGACUUACACAUGCCUGGCGUUUUGACUUUGGAGCAGGUGAAGGCUUUGGAUCUGGAUCAUUGGCUUUUGGUAGUUCAGGGGACAUUUGUGCAUAUGAUUGACCUCGUGGGAUGGGAGGGCAUGACGAUGAAUGAUCCCCAGUCUGUGAAAGGGAUCGUUGCUGAACUUGCUGCGGCGUUGGGCCCCGAGGUAUACAAGGAGAGUGCUGUAGUUCUAUUCGACUGA